This is a messenger RNA of Nelumbo nucifera (sacred lotus), 1391 nucleotides long. RefSeq lists its product as uncharacterized. The record is from RefSeq and is a predicted model, not a curated record. Lineage: Eukaryota; Viridiplantae; Streptophyta; Magnoliopsida; Proteales; Nelumbonaceae.
CUUCACUUCAAAAGAGAAAGAAUGGGGCGACUAUGAGGCCUCGAACCCCACUUCUUUCUUGAAUGUAGAAAUUCCAGUCAACGAAUCUUCUAUACUCCUUUAAAUUUUCCUUCCCAGUUCAGUUCUCCACACCACCACCACCUAUGGCCGAGAACAAAGACCUUCAGGACUUUGAAGCAGAAGAAGCGCUUUCUCUCUGCGAUCUACCCAUUACAGAUGGAACAGAGUGGGAGGAGUUCUUCAAUGACGAUAGAAGGCCAUCACCCGAUCAGGAAUUGUUUGAAUUCUUCAGCGAUUGGAGCGCCCAGAUGUGUCCCGCUGAGGAUGUCAUCUUUUGCGGGAAGCUUAUUCCUCGUAGACAGAAAGAAUCCCUUUCUGAUUCUGAUCAAUGUCGGGAUGGAAAGAGCGUAAGAGAUGAAAUUUACGGGCGAGAAUUUUCUUGUCGGCGAUCUGGGUCUUUGCGCGAACAGGGAAUGGAGAGCUCUUACUCGAGUUUGAAAGGAAAGCUGAUGAAGAGCAGUCACCCACAGGAUUACCGGAAAUUGCAGAAGGUUCAAAGUUCGAAGACUUCCUCGGCCAAAGGGAAUGAACAACGAAGUUCUUCGGUUCGUAGAGCAUCGGUUUCGUCGCCUCCGGCGAAGCCCAGAUGGCAAUUGUUUUUGUUUGGGUUGAAGUUUCCGCGGGAGAUGAAUCUGAAAGAUAUAAAAAACCGGCAGAAUCGGAGUCGCCGGAUUCCGACAAGUAUGUUCUCUGCAUUUGACGGCGGGGAGACGAUCUCCGUUAAGAGGGAGGACGAGAAGGGCGCAUGGAGAUUUAUUCGGGCUUUGAGUUGCAGAGGCCACGCAAACGCAGCCGUAACGGCGUCGUUGAGUUGUAUACCACACGUGUGAGAUCCUUCUCUUACCCGCGUUCUCACACGUGUAUCGAAGUAACGGAUAAUGGUAUAAUAGCAUAUAAGGGCAAUUUUUGGGUCUUGAUAUUAAUAAAAAUAAUAUUUUUUAAAAAAACCUAAUCAAGUUUUCUUCGGAGAUUUCUUUCGCUGAAUUGCCCCUGAACGAAAUUUGGAAUACCUUCCAACUUUGUUGCCUCAACAGAGAGACAAAGAGGGGCGGAACAGUCAUCUACAUUAUUUAUUUGAAUGUUUGAUCUUUUGAUGUAUAAAGUUUCCCUUUACGUGGAAGGAAAGAUGGUGUCCACAGUACACAAUGGAAGGUCAUUAUGUCCCUGAUUCAUUGAGGGGUGGUGAGAUUCUGAAUAUCUGAUAUGUCAGAUUCGAACCCACCUAAAAUUCUUAUUCCUCAUCGUAUUAACAUUAAUCUCACAUCUGAAACCAAUCCGAGGGUUAAAAAGGAAUUGGCUGAGGUUAAUCGGUUGAACAAAAGACACGGAAU